AUGACCUGCGGAUCAGGAUUUGGCGGCCGCGCCUUCAGCUGCAUCUCGGCCUGCGGGCCCCGGCCCGGCCGCUGCUGCAUCACCGCCGCCCCCUACCGCGGCAUCUCCUGCUACCGCGGCCUCGCCGGGGGCUUCGGCAGCCACAGCUACCAGGAGGUCAUGAACUCCAAGCUGGGCCUGGACAUCGAGAUCGCCACCUACAGGCGCCUGCUGGAGGGCGAGGAGCAGAGGCUGUGUGAAGGUGUUGGGGCUGUGAAUGUCUGUGUCAGCAGCUCCCGGGGCGGGGUCGUGUGUGGGGACCUCUGUGUGACAGGCUCCCGGCCAGUGACGGGCAGCGUCUGCAGCGCUCCAUGCAAUGGGAACGUGGCGGUGAGCACCGGCCUGUGCGCGCCCUGCGGCCAGUUGAACACCACCUGCAGAGGGGGAUCCUCUGGCGUGGGUUCCUGCGGUAUCAGCUCCUUGGGUGUGGGGUCCUGCAGCAGCAGCUGCCGGAAAUGUUAGCCACCCCAACUCAAGCCCCAGACCCCAGGCAUCUUUCCUGCCCUGCCUUGCUCGGUCCAUCCAGCCCAGGCGCCUGGACCAAGUGUUCAGCUAUGGCUCCUGCACUUUGAAAGACCCCUCCCACUCCUGGCCUCUCAUUGCUCUGUGUGAUUCCCCCACUUCUGAGCUCUGCCACCCCACGCCGGGAAAGGCUACCCUAGAAAGAAGUCCCUGGCACCCACAAGAGGACCAGGGAGAGCCAGGACCAGAACCUCACCCAUGGCCACUGCCUUCCUGCCUCUCCCCUUCCUCCUCUUCCCUGUUUAUCUCUGUCUUGAUCUGUGUUUCAAUAAACUAAUGUAGCCAA
This is a messenger RNA of Sapajus apella (tufted capuchin), 847 nucleotides long. Its product is annotated as keratin, type II cuticular Hb1-like. The transcript is spliced from 4 exons. Bases 1 to 501 code for a protein of 166 amino acids. Gene Ontology annotation, molecular function: structural constituent of skin epidermis. Gene Ontology annotation, biological process: keratinization; intermediate filament organization. Gene Ontology annotation, cellular component: keratin filament. The record is from RefSeq and is a predicted model, not a curated record. NCBI's taxonomy places the organism in Eukaryota, Metazoa, Chordata, Mammalia, Primates, Cebidae.